Molecule: messenger RNA, 711 nt
Organism: Histoplasma mississippiense
Lineage: Eukaryota; Fungi; Ascomycota; Eurotiomycetes; Onygenales; Ajellomycetaceae
Exons: 2
Coding region: 1-711 (236 amino acids)
Source: RefSeq, a predicted model, not a curated record
AUGUCUAAAGCAAUAAAGCUCAAUGGCAAGGCCCCUGCCAAUACUCCGCCGGCCCAAAUGCCUCCAUCCACCCCCAUCGAUGAAUGUCCCCAUCAAAGCGUGACAACAGGAGAUGGGUAUCAGCAUUCCGAAGCCAAAGAACUCGUAGAAGCUCUUCGCGAAACCAGGGCGGAUUGCACCAUCUCCAAACCCAAUCCCUCGGAAGACACUGCAGGUGGGUGUGCCAGCCCUAAGCAAGAUGGCAAAAAGGUUGUUCCGGAACAAGAGACUGUGUUGAAUAAUGCUUCUAAGCUGAAGCCGCAAGAGCAGGAGAUAUCCUUCUCACGCAACCCCGAAUCAGAAUCGCCUGUGCUUAUGGAUAAAUAUGUGUCAGACAUACCACCCACUUGGAUGGAAUGUGAUCCCAUAUUUAUGGAUAACGAGAACGUUGGUUUCGAUCCUGCGAUGAAAGAAUGUUCCGAGAUGAGAACACCUAAAGCUAGCGAAGAAAACAUGGAGCAGUCAGGCACGCCGGUUGUUGAUGCAGCGCAGUAUGCCUGGGGUGAACGCAAGCCGCCACCUACCGACGCAUUGGCUGAUGCGGACAGCUGGGUUGCUAAAACCCGCAAAGAAAGGGGAAAACCGGAGGAUUAUGUCAGGGCACGCGCAAUUGCCAACCCCACUGACUCUUUCGAGUAUUUUGCGGAGAGUUCCCAGGCUCAGAACGCUUGA